CUGACACCUCUAAUUUGCCCCAUAGGCUGUCUAAAAGAAAAGACCGCCCCUGAAAGCGGUACAUAAUCAUACCGGGGAAGGAACUACGGAUCACACAGUUCGUUGCGACGCCCUUCAUACAUUGAAAUAAUGUUUUUUUAGACUUAAACGCACUGACUCAUUCUGUUUUAGCCCCAAAAAACUCUGGGUUACUCUUUUCUCAACGUUUGAGACGAAAUCACGUUUUCUUUUCAACUAAAACGUGACCACAAACUCUAGUAGUAGAAACAAAGGAAACUCGCGGGGUAACCGCGGGUUCUACCAAUCAGGGACGUCGAUACGCACCUCAGCAUUGUGGGUAGUGUAGUUCUUUACCGGAAACUCGUGAAAACUCCAACACGAGAUUGAUGAACUAGGAAAUGUUGUCCUCUACUUGAAUAUAUAGCGUUGUUUCACCCUCAUGUAGCUCGUGGUAUGUCUGCUUCGGUUGGUUACAACAUCAUGGCCAAUAACAAAACCGUAGAAAGCACUGCUGCUGAAAGUGAGGCGACUUUAACAGAGCCAGACAUCAGCAUCAAUGGGAAAAUAUACAUUUUACAUCUUCUUAAAUGCAGCACUCCUGCUUCAGUGUUGCUUUGCUGAAACAGAGAGGUCUGGACCUGUGGUGGCUUUAAAGACUGGGACUGUGAGAGGACGAUAUGUGGCAGUGAAAGGCGCAGAGCAGGUGGAGGUGUAUUUAGGAGUCCCAUACGCUCGUCCACCUUUGGGGCAGCUGCGGUUUACUGCCCCACAACCAGCUGAGCCAUGGGAAGGAGUGAGGGGUGCCACGGAGCUGCCCAAGAGAUGUCUACAGGAAACAGAACCAAUGGGAAAUGAGUGGGAGACAUUUCCUAUAAACUAUCCAACAGUAGAAAUGUCAGAAGAUUGUCUUUACCUGAAUGUGUACAGACCUGCUGGGACUGCCUCUGGAGACAAACUACCGGUGAUGGUGUGGAUCCAUGGGGGAGCUCUGGCUACAGGAGCAGCUUCAGAGUACGAUGGUUCAGCGCUAGCAGCGUAUCACAACGUGGUCGUGGUCAUCAUUCAGUAUCGUCUGAAUAUUUUAGGAUUCCUCAGCACUGGAGACAAACAUGCCCCUGGAAACUGGGGCUUCCUGGACCAGAUAGCCUGUCUGCACUGGGUCCACGACAACAUAGCAGCCCUUCAUGGAGACCCAAACUCAGUCACCAUCUUUGGGACAGCAGGCAUCAGCGUCUCUUUGUUGACGCUGUCUCCCCUGGCAGAGGGUUUGUUUCACAGGGCUAUCCCCAUGAGUGGAGUGGUACCGCUGGAGGCUGAGUUCACCAGUGAUCCACUCACCUUGGCCCAGAUGAUGGCCAGUGCGAGCGACUGUGAGAGUGACGACAAUGAGGAACUUGUUCAGUGUAUGAGAGGAAGGACUGAAGAGGAGAUGCUCAGUGCAAUUAAAAAGUUUCAAGCCCUUGUUGCUCCCGCUGUUGAUGGUGUGUUCCUGACAAGCCCCCUGGAGGAAGUUUUAAAAAGCCAGAAGUUCCAGAAAGUUCCUGUGCUGCUUGGAGCGACAAAUCAUGAGUUUGGAUGGAUGCUCCCAUGGUACGUAGGACCUCCUGGAUGGGAUAAAGGUAUGACAAGAGAAGAUGUGUUAUCAGUGCUGGAAAUAAGCUACCCCUUCCAUGCCCCAGGAGCCAAUGAAGCCAUACUGAAUGAGUACCUGCAAGAGGACGACUCUCCAGAGAGCAUACGUGACGCUUUCACAGAGAUUUUUGGCGACUUGAUCCUCGUUCUUCCCAUACUCAAAGUAUCUGCACACCAUCGAGAUGCAGGCGUGCCGGUUUACUUCUAUGAGUUUCAGCAUUCACCUCAGAUGUUCAGAGGGACUAGACCCAGCUUCGUAAAAGCAGACCACUAUGAUGACAUCUCGUUCUUCCUCGGAUAUCCCUUCCUUACUGGAGACAUCUCGAUUAAAGACCCUGUGCCACAAGAAGAGGAAGAGCUGAGCCGGAUCAUGAUGGCCUACAUUGCCAACUUUGCAUGCAAUGGGUCACCUAAUGGACCCGGCUUAGUAGAAUGGCCUCGAUACGACCACAACGAAAGCUACCUGAAGCUGAACCUGCAGCAGACGGUCGGCCAAAGACUCAAACAGAACCGAGCUCACUUCAUGGACGUGGUCCUGCCCGCUGAGCUGGGAAAUUCCCACCCUGCUUCUGAUGAACUCUGA
Cheilinus undulatus (humphead wrasse) is the source of this 2215-nucleotide messenger RNA. Its product is annotated as carboxylesterase 5A-like. NCBI's taxonomy places the organism in Eukaryota, Metazoa, Chordata, Actinopteri, Labriformes, Labridae. The record is from RefSeq and is a predicted model, not a curated record. Bases 557 to 2215 code for a protein of 552 amino acids. The transcript is spliced from 14 exons.